Nothoprocta perdicaria is the source of this 1867-nucleotide messenger RNA. It is a transcript of the gene KLF8, whose product is annotated as Kruppel like factor 8. Gene Ontology annotation, molecular function: DNA-binding transcription factor activity, RNA polymerase II-specific; RNA polymerase II cis-regulatory region sequence-specific DNA binding. The coding region runs from base 30 to 992 and encodes 320 amino acids. Gene Ontology annotation, biological process: regulation of transcription by RNA polymerase II. Lineage: Eukaryota; Metazoa; Chordata; Aves; Tinamiformes; Tinamidae. The transcript is spliced from 4 exons. The record is from RefSeq and is a predicted model, not a curated record.
GGUCGGGCCUCGCCAAAACGGCCCCCAAGAUGAGCUCGUCRUCGCUGCUGGCCGAGGGCCCCAUUGAGCCGCCCGUGCUGCUCUCGGACAUCAAAACGGAGCCCCCCGAGGAGCUGCUGGCCAGCGACUGCAGCCAGCCGCAGGCCGAACCCGUGGACCUGUCGCUCAACAAGUCCAAGCCGCUGGUGCCGGCGGCGCCGCCGCCCGCCGCCUCCGUGCAGUCCUCGCCCAUGCUGGUGGCCCCCCCCAUCCCGGCGCCCACCGUGUCCAUCUCGCCCUCGGGCCUGAGCUCCACCUCCGCCAUCCCGGCCGUGCUGUCCCCCGGCUCCAUCCUGGCGUCCACGCAGGGCAGCGGCGGGCAGCAGAUCCUCCACGUCAUCCACACCAUCCCCUCCGUCAACCUGCCCAGCAAGAUGGGCAAUCUACAGACUAUCCCCGUGGUGGUGCAGUCCCUGCCCGUGGUCUACACCACCAUGCCCACGGACGGCGUGACCGCUAUCACCGUCCCGCUCAUCGGCGGCGACGGCAAGAACGCCGGCUCGGGCUUUUCUUUCCCCUCCGCACCCCCAGUGAAAAUCGAUCCCAGCUCCAUGUACCCCAUGGACAUGAACAGUGACAGCGAGGACAGCGUGUCGGAGAGCGGCCCGGCGCCCUUCCAGGACCUGCAGCGAGAGUCGGCCGUGGCGCGGAUGCAGCGGGCGGACUCUCCGGACCUGAAGAAGCGGCGCAUCCACCAGUGCGACUUCGAGGGCUGCAAUAAGGUCUACACCAAGAGCUCCCACCUCAAGGCCCACCGGCGGAUACACACAGGCGAGAAGCCCUACAAGUGCACCUGGGAAGGCUGCACCUGGAAGUUCGCCCGCUCCGACGAGCUCACCCGGCAUUUCCGCAAGCACACGGGCAUCAAGCCCUUCCGCUGCUCGGACUGUGACCGCAGCUUCUCGCGCUCCGACCACCUGGCCCUGCACCGCCGGCGGCACAUCAUGAUGUGAGGAGCGAGGCCCCGAGGCGCGCCGCUUGGCACAAGGGGGUGCUCCCCGCUGCUCCACACGCAGCGCCAGGACUGCAGGGCACGGGAGCAGCGAGGCCCCCAGCGCCGCGCCGGGAGCGGAGCUGCCCCCCUCCACAGGUGCAAGAUGUAAAGAAAAAAAAAGAUGGUUUCCAGACUCAUCCUCCUUGCUCCUGUUUCUUCCUCUUCCUGGACUUCUCCUCCCUCCUUUCAACAUCGGGAGGCGCCUCCUCAAUUUCCCAUGGAUUCAUCCAGCAGCUGCCUCUGGACGUCAGCCCAGCUCCGCGUGUGCUUGGAGAUGCACGUGUGUGCUUAGGGCUCUUCCCCACACGCAAAGCUGCUCCGCUCUUGUUCCUCGUGGAUGCACCCUUGCCUGGCUGGCAAAACGAUGGAGCCCCGGCAGCGACAGCGAAGGCAGGACGGGAUCUGGGAUCGCUCCGCACUGUAGCGCUUUGCCCAUGGUACCCUCAGAAAGAUGCUGGCUCCCCCUCCCCAGCCCACUGCUGUCCCCUGCGUGUCCCCCUUCCUCACCUUGUCCCAAGCCACCURGAUGCCCGGGAGAAGGGGCUCCCGGCGCCUCCUUCUGCGUCCCCGUGCCCACACCGGCCUUCACAGCCCGCGCUGACGGCGGGCAGGAGGGCUGAGGAAGAGGAGAAAAGGCAAGAAGGGAGGAAAAAGACAACCGAGAACCCACCAACAAAAAAGGGAAACUUUGCGGAACAUGGAACUGUGAUUUUAAUGAAUUUUAAGGGGCGGGGGGGUGGGAAAGGGAGGGCAGGGGCGGCUAGGUCUCAGUUUUUGAAGACUCUGGACAGAGGAACCAUUUCUAACUUAAAAAGACAGCAGCCUUGAUACAGA